GAAUUUUAAAUCAGCAACCGAAGCGCGAACAAUUGAAGAGUGAAUCUUCUGAUUCGAGCGAUUUCUGCGACAUUUCAACUGCGAUUUCACGAGUGAAUCUUCAUCGAAUAAUUGAUUUCAAGAAUCUAAACACAAUGAGUCUUCUACCAUACGUAUUCGACCGCGAGUGGCCGCGCUACCCCCGUCGCCUCUUCGACCAGGAUUUCGGCUUGGCUUUGACUCCAGACGACCUUCUCACCGCCGUCAACCCUCUGGUCUCUCGCGACUACUUCCGUCCGUGGAGGCAGAUGGUUUCCCGCGAUAUAGGAUCCAACAUCAAAUGCGAUAAAGACAAGUUUCAAGUUAACCUCGACGUCCAACAUUUCGCGCCGGAAGAAAUCUCCGUGAAGACCGCGGAUGGUUACGUUAUCGUCGAGGGCAAACACGAGGAGAAGAAAGACGAACAUGGGUUCAUUUCCCGCCAUUUCGUGAGGAAAUACGCUUUGCCAGAAGGUUGUCAGGUUGAAAAUGUGGAGUCGCGUUUGUCGUCUGAUGGAGUUUUGACCGUGACCGCGCCGAGACAGAAGCCGGCUAUCAAGGGGGAGAAGGCUGUGCCUAUUCAACAAACGGGCCCCGUCAGGAAGGAGAUUAAGGAUGGUACAGUUGAAAAUAAAGAUAAGAAGAAGUAAUUUGGUCUGACAAAAAAUUUACCGCUUUUAACAUCACUUACUGUCAUUGAUAAGACUGUUUUUUAUAAAUUCCUAACAUACUUUAAGUGUAAUUUAGUUUUAAAUAAAUGAAUCUAAAACUUAAU
Pectinophora gossypiella (pink bollworm) is the source of this 793-nucleotide messenger RNA. RefSeq names its product protein lethal(2)essential for life-like. Bases 135 to 668 code for a protein of 177 amino acids. Gene Ontology annotation, biological process: response to heat; protein refolding. Gene Ontology annotation, molecular function: protein folding chaperone. The transcript has a single exon. NCBI's taxonomy places the organism in Eukaryota, Metazoa, Arthropoda, Insecta, Lepidoptera, Gelechiidae. The record is from RefSeq and is a predicted model, not a curated record.